Messenger RNA from Gongylonema pulchrum, 513 nucleotides. The record is from the annotation of a GenBank genome assembly. NCBI's taxonomy places the organism in Eukaryota, Metazoa, Nematoda, Chromadorea, Rhabditida, Gongylonematidae.
AUGCACUUCAGCACUGAGCAGAAUCAACAAAACACGGAGAGGCCGUUUCUGCGUGACAGAAUCGAACCGUUGACCGAAACCAUGCAGCAGUUCUUUUUGCCAGUGCAUAAAGCGCGCAUGCAAACGUUGAAAAUGUUAGGUGUGAAUUUUAGCUUUAACGACUUGCGAUCACACGUGGAUCAAAUAUUUGAGAUACACUUGAGGAACGUAAAGGACCCGGUGACGCAUGCAUGGAGUUGCGGACGGCAAGCUGUCAAACUGGAUGCUUUAGGAGACAGGAUGCAGAGUAACGACGAAGCUCGGCAUCACUUACCUGGUGACCUUUUGUACUUCGCAGUUUGUAUUGUCGAUGCACACUUAAGUCUGAGUUUUCACGUUUCGAGAGUGCUAAAUUCCGAGGUUCGUGUUGAAGGCAGAGUACGACGAGCAUGGAUCUGGAAUUUGCAGGAAGCGCUUCUUUCAUUUCUUUCAUACAUAGGGUUCUUACAAACAAAAAAAUUGUGUUCUCUCUGA